AUGGCUUUAAAAAUAUUCCUGGGACAAGAGAAAACGUUUCUCACCAUCACAGUCCUCCUAGCCUAUUUGUCAUGGCAAGUGAUGUGUGAGACAGGAGACUGUCGACAACAGGAAUUUCGGGAUCGGUCUGGAAAUUGCGUUCUCUGCAAACAGUGUGGCCCAGGCAUGGAGAUGUCUAAGGAAUGCGGCUUUGGCUAUGGGGAGGAUGCACAGUGCGUGACGUGCAGGCCUCACAGGUUCAAGGAGGACUGGGGCUUCCAGAAAUGCAAGCCGUGCCUCGACUGUGCCCUGGUGAACCGCUUCCAGAAGGCGAAUUGCUCUGCCACCGGAGACGCCGUCUGCGGGGAAUGCCUCCCGGGGUUUUAUAGGAAGACAAAGCUGGUUGGUUUCCAGGACAUGGAGUGCGUGCCUUGUGGAGAUCCUCCUCCCCCUUACGAACCACACUGUACCACCAAAGUCAACCUGGUGAAGAUCCCGUCCGCGGCCUCCAGCCCGCGGGACACAGCCCUGGCGGCCGUGAUCUGCAGCGCCUUGGCCACCGUUCUGCUGGCCCUGCUCAUUCUCUGUGUGAUCUAUUGUAAGAGACAGUUUAUGGAGAAGAAACCCAGCUGGUCUCUGAGAUCACAGGACAUCCAGUACAAUGGGUCUGAGCUGUCCUGUUUUGACCCCCCUGGGGUCCACGAGUCUGCUCACCGAACAUGCUGUCAGUGCCAUCGCGACGCCCAGGCCUGUGGGCCUGUCCACCUGGUUCCAUCCCUGUGCCGUGAUGAGGCGCACGGCAUGGAGCGGGCCCUCGGCUGUGCUGUGCAUUCCAAGGCCCCGCUCCACGACAGAACUGCAGGUUCUGUGGGCGAGAUGAUGCCAACAUUCCUUGGCUCCCUUUCCCGGUCCAUCGGUGGUGAAUUUUCCGAUGCCUGGCCUCUGAUGCGAAGCUCCAUUGGUGGUGACAACAUCUCUUUUUGUGAAUCUUAUCCUGACCUCACUGGAGAAGAUAUUAAAGCCCUCCAUGCAGAAAAUGACAAGUCGACAUCUGUGGAUUCAAACAGUAGUCAGGAUUUGGCUGGUGGAGCUGUUGCCAUUCACACUGAUUCUGAAAACGUUACAGAAAUGAGUGAUUUAUCCAGACGUAACACCACGCCGACAGAGCCAACACUAGUUCACAGUACUCUACCUACUAGAUGCCAGCAAGAGCGGGAGAGUGGGUGUGUCGUUAACCUAGCCACUCCCACUUCCCUCCAGGUAAGGCAAUGCCUGCCAGGUCUCUGGUAG
This is a messenger RNA of Orycteropus afer afer, 1269 nucleotides long. It is a transcript of the gene TNFRSF19, whose product is annotated as TNF receptor superfamily member 19. The record is from RefSeq and is a predicted model, not a curated record. Gene Ontology annotation, molecular function: signaling receptor activity; protein binding. Gene Ontology annotation, cellular component: plasma membrane. NCBI's taxonomy places the organism in Eukaryota, Metazoa, Chordata, Mammalia, Tubulidentata, Orycteropodidae. The transcript is spliced from 8 exons. Gene Ontology annotation, biological process: positive regulation of canonical NF-kappaB signal transduction; positive regulation of JNK cascade. Bases 1 to 1269 code for a protein of 422 amino acids.